AGCGAGCGCCGUGCCGGCACGUCUGUCUCUCCGCCCGUCUGUCCGGCUGUGCGUCCGUCCGGCGCCUGGGGAAGCAGAGAUGCGGCGGGAUGGCAGCGCUGGGCUCCACGAAGGCGGCUCCGGGCACUCUGCGCAGCGCAGAUGCCGUUCCCCACCGUCGCGGUACGCGGGGACACCGCUGCCCGGCUGCAACGCCCGCGCCGUGCUUCGGGGGAAGCGAGAGAAGAGCGGCGCAGAGAGGCAGCGCUGCCGGGAGCGCCCCGGGUACGGGAGCGGGAGGGGAACGGGGGAGCCAAGCAGCCGCAAUAACAACACGGCAGCCCCUCAGAACGUGGAAAUUCACGGAGAGCCUUGGAGGUGGGAAUGGAGAGAAUCACGUUCGAGCUCUGGACAAUCCUAUCAUAAACACAUUGUUUACCCUCUCCCAUCAGCACUCUGCUGUUUUCUCCAUGCUAAACACUAUCAUCGCAUUCUGCAGAUAGAGAUGUGUAAAAAGAGAAGCAGACCGGGGGGGGGGGGGGGGGGGGGAGGGGUUGGGAUCUUUAUUCCUCCUACAGCAGCCAGAAAUGCCAAUUCCUACAUCAGCGUUUAUGGCCCAGAUGCCGGUUGCUAUCCCAGAGCUCAGAUCCCAGACCCAACAGUCACCUCAGAGCAGCAUCACACGUGCACGCACGAGGAGAAGUGCUCAGCUGGAAAAAGCAAAUGAUUUUACAGGCAAAGACAAAUAUAGAACCGUUGCCAAUGCAUAUGCAUUACACGCUGAGCUGCACGGAGGCCGAGCAGCAGUGCGUUCCAGGAAAGCAGCUCCGCACAGCACACCCGGGGCGUGCAGGCGGGCGCCAGGCCAAGGCACACCGAGUGAGCCCUCAUUUCGUGCUCCAGCAGCACGAGUGGAGGAGGACUUGGAUGUUAUAAACCUGAGCAGCCAUUGCUUUGGAGUUGGCGUACCGCAGUGCCGGGCAGCAUUUCUUCCCAUCACAGCACCCCUGGAUUAACCAGGGGGUUUCAUCUCUCCCCUCCCCUUCUUUUUGUGAGACUUGAAAGCCAAAGGCUGUCCCACAGAGACUGAAGCAUCCUGCUGUGUUCGAAUAGAGCAUCUUCCAUUCGUGAGAACAGUUAAAGAUUUUUCACUCACAUAUUUACAAGCAACAGCUUUAGAACCAGCCCGGGCAGGCAGCUGGCCCAUCAACAAGUGCUGGGCUGAGCCCAGGUGAGGGCUGUGCUGCAGCACUGAGCUCCAUCCUGCA
Gallus gallus (chicken) is the source of this 1247-nucleotide messenger RNA. RefSeq lists its product as uncharacterized. The record is from RefSeq and is a predicted model, not a curated record. The coding region runs from base 80 to 706 and encodes 208 amino acids. The transcript has a single exon. NCBI's taxonomy places the organism in Eukaryota, Metazoa, Chordata, Aves, Galliformes, Phasianidae.